GUACCUUUUUUAUUCAUUAUAAUCAUUUCAUUGUAUGAUUUGUGUUAUUUUUGCAACAGAGUGGUAAAGUAUCUGGAGAGGCUCUGCAGAGGGCUUUUUUACAGUGGAGCUAUGCCCAAUAUAUAAUUGAUACAUUUCUUGAUGUGCCCCUAUUUAAAUGCCCAGCCUGCACGCCAUCAAUGCUGGCUGUGGCAGUUGAUGGCAACCGGAAGUUAUAUCGAUUCCAGAACCAACCUGUGUGCGUGAAAAGUGGUUUCUAUGAUGGCGUCUUCCUGGCCAAAGACGAAGAAGUUGCAUCAUUUGUGCAACAUGUACAUGGGACAACAAGACAUAAUCUUGCCAAAGGUAGGUGUGGGUCCAGCCAGUGCACAGCUGCCAAAGAAACAGCAAGAAAAUCUUCUUCCAAGAUUGAUGAAGAAGGAGUUGAGGUUGCUGUGUGCCGCCAUGGAUUCCUCCUACGAGGGCUAAAUAUGUAUAGAGGGGAAAUAUUUGCCUAUCCCCUCUACUUGCAGAAAGAACUCUCACAUUUCAAUGUGAAGUUUUUUUGCAUGGACAUUAUAUGCAAAUACUGGCCAUAUUUGCAAAGAGUAGCCCAGCAGUGUCCCGAGAUGGGGGAGCUGAUGGACAUGCCCCCUUUUUGUCUGUAAUGCAAAAGCACAUUCAUGGCAGUGUGAGUUGCAGUGGGGUGGCUGUAACCAGACUGGUGCUGGGGCCACUAUUGGAGAGGAAGUGGAGCAAGUUAACAGCUACCUCUCUCGUGCUGCUCUCUGCACCAAAUACAUGACCAAAUCUGGGCGUACUGACAUGCUUACGGUCCAUGCCAUUGGGUGGAAUAAGAGGAAGGCAGACAAGCUGCAUUACUCUUUGGCCAAAAGGUUCCUGAAGACAUUGCAGAGGAUAACAGACGCCUCUGAGGACCUAAACAAACUGGCCCAUGAGUUAAGUCUCACUGAAGACACUAUGGCCCAGUGGGUUUCUGAUGUCCAACAGUGGAGUGCAGGGGCAACGACAAACAAAAUUGAGAAAAAUAUUGAAGAGCUUUACCUCAGCAUUAAGCAGCACAAGUACUAUCUGUAUGGACAGAGUGCUGGAAACAGGAGUCGGGCUAAACAAAGACAAAAGAUUGCUCAGGAAAAAAGGAAGCUGGAAAUUGCUCUUUCAGAAUAUAAUCAGACGCAUGACAGCCAACUGCCUGAUGCAAACUCUAUCUUGUCUGAGGACCAUUAUUCCUGGCCCUGGGAAUGCCACGGAAUAUGUGGCAACAAGAAAAGAACAUUUGACAAGAUUCUGCUCCUCACUCGGCUCCAGGAGGAGAAAGUGAUCCUAGUGAGUGAAAUAAAAAGGCACUACGAAUUUCUAAAAAAUGCUGCUGUGACCUUAGAAGAGCUUCUCAGACAUCUGCUGAAGAUUUGGAAGACUGAUAG
Boleophthalmus pectinirostris (great blue-spotted mudskipper) is the source of this 1424-nucleotide messenger RNA. RefSeq lists its product as uncharacterized. The transcript has 10 exons. The record is from RefSeq and is a predicted model, not a curated record. NCBI's taxonomy places the organism in Eukaryota, Metazoa, Chordata, Actinopteri, Gobiiformes, Gobiidae. The annotation marks the transcript as partial.